Penicillium chermesinum is the source of this 1818-nucleotide messenger RNA. RefSeq names its product succinate dehydrogenase flavoprotein subunit. The transcript is spliced from 8 exons. Lineage: Eukaryota; Fungi; Ascomycota; Eurotiomycetes; Eurotiales; Aspergillaceae. Gene Ontology annotation, biological process: mitochondrial electron transport, succinate to ubiquinone; tricarboxylic acid cycle. Gene Ontology annotation, molecular function: flavin adenine dinucleotide binding; succinate dehydrogenase (quinone) activity; electron transfer activity. The record is from RefSeq and is a predicted model, not a curated record. Bases 1 to 1818 code for a protein of 605 amino acids.
AUGAGCUCUUUGAGCUUGCGGAGCCUGGCUCCCGCCUCCAAGGUUUCCCGCAUCUUGAGGGACCAGAGACGCAUGUUCUCUUCCUCCCGUCCUGCUGCCCGGAUAUGGACCAACCAGCCGCUGCGCGCAAAGGCUGCCGAGGGCUACAUUUCUGAGAAGUACCCGAUCAUUGACCAUGAGUACGAUGCCGUCGUCGUUGGUGCCGGCGGUGCCGGUCUGCGUGCGGCCUUCGGUCUCGCCGAAGCUGGUUUCAACACUGCCUGUGUUUCUAAGCUUUUCCCUACUCGCUCUCACACUGUCGCUGCUCAGGGUGGUAUCAACGCUGCUCUCGGAAACAUGCACGAGGACGACUGGAGAUGGCACAUGUACGACACUGUGAAGGGUUCAGACUGGCUUGGAGACCAGGAUGCUAUCCACUACAUGACCCGUGAGGCUCCUGCUAGUCGUGCUUUCGGUGGUCAGUCCAAGGAGUACGGUAAGGGAGGCCAGGCCUACCGAUGCUGCGCUGCUGCUGAUCGUACCGGUCACGCUUUGCUGCACACUCUGUACGGCCAGUCUCUGCGCCACAACGCCAACUACUUCAUCGAGUACUUUGCCCUCGAUCUGCUGAUGGAGGAUGGCGAGUGCCGCGGUAUCAUUGCCUACAACCAGGAGGACGGUACACUGCACCGUUUCAAGGCCCACCACACUGUUCUGGCCACCGGUGGUUACGGACGUGCCUACUUCAGUUGUACCUCCGCCCACACCUGUACCGGUGACGGUAUGGCCAUGGUUGCCCGUGCUGGUCUGCCCAACCAAGAUCUGGAGUUCGUCCAGUUCCACCCCACUGGUAUCUACGGUGCUGGAUGUCUGAUUACCGAGGGUUCUCGUGGUGAGGGUGGUUACCUCCUCAACUCCGAGGGUGAGCGUUUCAUGGAGCGUUACGCCCCUACCGCCAAGGAUCUGGCUUCGCGUGACGUUGUCUCCCGUUCGAUGACCCUUGAGAUUCGUGAGGGCCGUGGUGUCGGUCCCGAGAAGGACCAUAUCUACCUCCAGCUGAGCCACUUGCCCGCCGAGCUGCUCCACGAGCGUCUGCCUGGUAUCUCCGAGACCGCCUCCAUUUUCGCCGGUGUCGACGUUACUAAGCAGCCCAUCCCCGUCCUGCCCACCGUCCACUACAACAUGGGUGGUAUCCCUACCAAGUACACCGGUGAGGUCCUGAGUGUUGACGAGAACGGCAAGGACAAGGUGGUUCCCGGUCUGUACGCCUGUGGUGAGGCCGCUUGUGUCUCCGUCCACGGUGCCAACCGUCUGGGAGCCAAUUCCCUGCUCGAUCUGAUUGUCUUCGGCCGUGCCGUGUCGCACCGUGCCAUCAAGGACCUUGAUUUCGCCCGUAACGCUGAUGGCCCCAAGUCCACCUUCGAGAUCCGUAACGCCAUGCAGAAGGCCAUGCAGACUGACGUCAGUGUGUUCCGUACCCAAGAGUCCCUUGACGAGGGUGUGCGCCGCGUGAACGAGAUCGACACCUGGUACGAACAGGUCGGCACCAAGGACCGCAGCAUGAUCUGGAACUCCGACCUUGUUGAGACGCUUGAGCUCCGUAACUUGCUGACUUGCGCUACCCAAACCGCUACUGCCGCCGCCAACCGUAAGGAGUCCCGUGGUGCCCACGCCCGUGAGGACUUCCCCGAGCGUGACGACGCCAACUGGAUGAAGCACACCCUGACCUGGCAGAAGAAGGCGCACGGCAAGGUUGACCUUGGUUACCGAGCCGUCGAGGCCAACACUCUGGAUGAGGCUGAGUGCAAGCCAGUGCCCCCAUUCAAGCGUACCUACUAA